Pogona vitticeps (central bearded dragon) is the source of this 2806-nucleotide messenger RNA. It is a transcript of the gene MMP25, whose product is annotated as matrix metallopeptidase 25. Gene Ontology annotation, cellular component: plasma membrane; extracellular matrix. Gene Ontology annotation, biological process: collagen catabolic process; proteolysis; extracellular matrix organization. NCBI's taxonomy places the organism in Eukaryota, Metazoa, Chordata, Lepidosauria, Squamata, Agamidae. Gene Ontology annotation, molecular function: metalloendopeptidase activity; zinc ion binding. The record is from RefSeq and is a predicted model, not a curated record.
AUCCAGACUUAAGAGAUGCUCCUGUUGUUUCUUUUCUUGGCUUCUCUCCACCUCUGGAAUAUUGGCCAGACCAAUGCACGAUCAUCUAGUACCCAUGAGUUCAACAAGGGCUUGGAAUGGUUGACUCGCUAUGGCUAUCUUCCUCAACCAGACCCUCGGGCGGCUCGUCUUCAAACCCGAGAAGAACUUGCCAGUGCGAUCAAAACAAUGCAAAGAUUUGCAGGACUUCCUACCACUGGUGAGCUGGACAAAAAGACUUUGGACAUGAUGAACAAGCCUCGCUGCUCCCUUCCUGACAUCAUUGGCACCUCUGAGCUGAUGCGUCGCCGGCGCAGGAGACGUUACGCACUCAGUGACAGCAUCUGGAAAAAGACAGAUUUGACAUGGAAUGUACGUUCCUUUCCCAGAGCAUCACAGCUAUCUCAAGAACACAUCCGGAAUAUUAUUUACUAUGCCUUGAGGGCUUGGAGCAAUGCCUCAGCUUUGAUCUUCAGGGAAGGAUCCUCUGAACAAGCUGACAUCUUGGUGGAUUUCACACAGUCUUAUCAUCAAGAUAGUUACCCCUUUGAUGGUCCUGGAGGCACCCUGGCCCAUGCUUUCUUUCCUGGCGAACAUCCCAUUUCUGGGGAUACUCAUUUUGAUGAUGAAGAGAUGUGGAUUUAUGAUCCAGAGAAUAACUUUCAAGGUCGUGGCACGGAUCUGUUUGCUGUAGCAGUGCAUGAGUUUGGCCAUGCCUUGGGAUUGUCUCACUCAUCAGCCAAGGAGUCCAUCAUGAUUCCAUAUUACCAGGGCCCCGUUGGGUUGCCCCAUCAGUACCAGCUCCCUCUAGAUGAUGUCAUGGGAAUUGAACAGCUUUAUGGGAAGCGCCGACUUGGGUCCCAUCCAGAUCAAAAUGGCCCACAAUUACCACCCCCCACAGCUCCUCCCAUCCCUGACUUUCCACCGUACCAGCCCACAUAUGGACCGCGCUUACUGUCACCUGAUCGUUGUAAAGCCCAUUUUGAUGCAAUUGCAAACAUCCGUGGGGAAGUGUUCUUCUUUAAGGAGAAGCAUUUCUGGAGGAUGCAACCCGCCCGGAAUCUGGUUUCACUGGAGCCAGCCCAGAUUCUCCGGUUCUGGAAUGGCCUUCCCCAGGAUUUCAAGGCCAUAGAUGCUGUGUACGAACGUGCCAAUGAUAGCCAGAUUGUGUUCUUCAUUGGAUCUUACUACUGGGUUUUCACUGAUACCCUGGUCAAUCCAGGCUACCCUCGUCCCUCAUCAGAUCUUGGCCUCCCUCCUGGUACUGUGAUAGGUGCUGCCUUUGUGUGGCCUCACAAUGGCAAGACAUAUCUCUUAGAGAAGGACCAAUACUGGCGUUAUGAUGAUCAGUUGGGUCAUGUGGAACCAGGGUACCCCAAGCCUGUCGCAUUAUGGAAAGGAGUACCUCCAGAUCUGGAUGAUGUCACACGUUGGAAUGAUGGCAACACUUAUUUCUUCAAGGAUACCCAGUACUGGCGUUUCACAGCUGGCAAUGUGGAAUCAGAUGCCAGCUACCCGCUCUCCACAGCCCAGGACUGGAUGUAUUGUCAGGGCCCUCAUACCUCCUCCCCUUCUGCCCCGAGGCGUGGAGAAGGUGGGAUGUGUCUCUGUGGGGGGACAUCCCUGAAGGUAGCUCCUCUCUUGGCUUGGUUCCUAGCUUUUAUUUGGGCUCUGUGCUGACCCUUGGACAUCUACGAAAUAAUGCACUUUAUAUGGCUGAAGGGAGGGGCCAGGGAGCCAAGAAGGGAAGGUAGCCGCUGCUCCAGAGCGUCUGCUUUCCUUUCAUUUUGGCUCCUCUCACAUGGUGCGCUCGUGAAAACUCCCCUUCCAACUUCCUUCUGAACCUUCUCUCCUUUGGUUCCAUAUUUAGUUUUCUUUUUUUAAAAAAGGCAUGGAGCUCUGAGACUGCCUACAUGCCAUACCCACUGACCCGGAACGCCGCCUUCUCUGAUCCCAGGUGUGUGGCCAUAUGUCUUGAUUUCUCAGGGAUAAAGGAUGUGCACUCUGAAUAUGCUUAGGGGUGCUCUCCCUUUUUUAAUACUUUACACAUUGCAGCUUGGAAUCGGUUCAAACUUUGCCCUAGUCAUCCUGAUUUCUUCUCCUUUUUCAUUUGCAGACAUGGCCGGGGUUUAAACCCACACCUGGCUCCAGAGCAUUAUCAUUAUUUAAGAGAGGCAGUAAAUAUAGAUUUCUCAGUGAAGCGCCCCAUAUGUAUGUGCAGGCCAUUUCAGUUUAGUCCAUGACAACUGACAAGUAGGGGAGAUUCUGCCCUGUAAAUACCAGGGAUGUUGGCAAGUCUUUGGGUCCGAGUUCAAGUCCAACCCUCAAGUCCCAACUCCAAGUCUAUUAAAAACAAGCUUUUUUCCGCAGAGAAAAAGGGAGAGGUGGGUGGCUUCCGAGUUGCGUCCGAGUCAUUGUGGGGGGGGAAGAGUCAGAGUCAAAUCACCUGUGCAACUUAAGUCCAACUUGAUAGCGAGUCCAGCAACUCAAGUCCCCAUCCCUGGCAAAUACCCUCUUGAAAGUUCACCCUGCUUCUGAGUGGCACUUGUUCCAACCUGUUCAUCUGCAGCUGAAACCAGAACUACAUCCACCUGGAGAGGAGCGUAGUGCCAGGUGUGUUAACAUAUGGAGCAAACAUGAUACUAGAGUGGUAGAGGAUGCAGUUAGAAAAUUUGGAAUAAGGGUGAUGGCUUAACUUGGGGAAUUAAUAAACGGGUGGGCUGGGGAAAAGACACAAUAAGAUGUCCAUUACUGUUUGUUUUUACAAUAAAAUCAAAAUGAAAAUAAA